UGAUGGAGCAACAGUAGACGGAAAGAUGGAGGAUUUCACUGCGGGAGCAUCAUAGAAAACGAAGACUUAUAGAAAAUGGGAUUAACCAAUUUUGAGGAGUGACUACGUUGAAAAUUAAUUAUAAGAAAAACAUGACGUGAAGAUAUAUAACAUUUAGUAGUGAUUAAUACUAAUACUAAUGACUUUAUCUUAAUAGUGAGGGUCAAGGUGUAUAAAUCAGGUGUAUCUGAUCUGACCUAAUAUGAUCUGACCUCAUCAACACACUUGUCAUGAAUCAGAGAAAAUCAGUAUACUAUAACAUCUAUUGACAAUAAGAUAAUUUUAUGAUGUUAUUUCUAAGCAAGAAUACAAUAUACUGUCAUAAAGGCUGACUGUCAUGCGCUGAUGAAUGCUGACACUGUAAAUUGUUCAGAUCGAAAUAGUUUACAAUGGAGAUGGUGUGUUGGCCAUUGAGAAACGACGCCCCACAAUUUUCCAGGACCUGUGUGUGUGUGUAUGCAAAUGAGCCCGCAGCAGCAGAAAUACGCAUGUGUUAAUACCUUGACAGACAUGCAGAUAGACACCACUUUCAAUAAAGAUUAACUCGGAGUAUCAAAAAAAUAGAACUCAGAUAUAUGCACAUACAUAUACGUAUACAUACACACAUAAAUACAUAUAUACAUUAAUCAAUCAAGCUAUCUUACUCAUGUUUUGACUUGUUUAAGGUAUACAUGCGUUAAAGGUAUUCAUACAAUAUACAUGUUAAUAUAUACGGAUAUACAUGUAAUAGUAAAAUUAUCUUGUUCAACUUGUGUCGUGUUCAAACGAUAUACACAAUGACUAUAUAUAAGUGAUUUAACGAAUGUAUAAAAUAUUCGUGUCCAUUGUCUGGUCAUCAUAUUACUGACAGACACGAACUAUAAUCAAAACAGUGACAGAUUGACAGGUGUAUACCAUCUGUCUAACUGUCUGUUUGUCUGUCUAUCUGAGAGAGAAAGAGGGAGGGAGACACGAGUCUUUGAUGUCUCCAAAACUCAGUCGAAAUUGUUGCUUGUUUGAAUUUCUCGCUUUACUGAGAAAACGUUGUUGCUGGAAUACAUAGCUUUAAAAAAGAUAUAUACCUAUUAAUAGAGGAUAUUUAUAUAUAUAUUUAUCCGUGUAAAUAGUAUACAGAGGCGAUACAGGUAAAUAGCAUAUCAACACCUGUGUGACGUGAAGGUCUGGUGACAUUUACAACUAAAGAAUGAAAGAGCAUGACUAGAAUUAUAUAAAGAACACCAAUAACUGGGUGAUAUAGACCUACAAAAAAAGGAAGAAUAUUUGUUUCCAAGAGUCAGUCAGCUUAAGUGAUUGUGUACAUGACUCACAGAAAGAGUAACGAUCGUGACUCACACAGCGGAAGAUAAACAAAGCAUGAGACACAAAGUGAUUCUUGUAACGUCUUGGUUGUGGCGAUCGGUGUAGAACAAACAUGUUGACAGAGGCUGGCGGACAAAUAUCUGAGGUAAAAUCCUUGGUUGAGAGCCUGCAUAGCGACGAAGGGAAUUCUGAUCACAACUUUGUCAUGACGGAAAUGGCAAACUCAGGAGGACAUGUCUGGACUUUGGCAAAGCGGAAAGUUGCCUGUGAGGAGAAAGAUCUGAGAUGGGAGGAACGUGAUGGAGAAGGGAGUACGUUCAAGUCGACCUCCCUCUGCCUCCUUCACCAGGCGUUCCAGAGUUCACCAAGCUCGAAACUUUUCCUGGUGGACUGGGAAGUGUGUCGAGACGUGGGUAUAAAUGACCCUAACUUGGGCCUUCUCUGGGCUAACUUAGCCAGUCAGGAGGACAACUUGAGCCUCUCCCUGCUGCCUCAAGUUACACUGGCCUCGGGGAAUAAGAAUGACACACUGACAGUCAUUCUAAACACAACACAGCACCAAGACGUCGCUCACCAUGGAAACGAAACUUUCAACUCCAACGAUGUGACGGAAAGUUCUCCUCGAAAAUCGUCCCUGAGGUGUUGCUGCUCCUCCAUGAUCAAGGACCAAUACACUCUCAAGGACGAGCAGCCAGGGAUACACCAGCACCUUCAGGAGCUACCAAAUCACAAUAAAGAUCUUACGAUUUUCUCCAAGAUUGAAUCAGAAGCUGAGGGGCGAAGCAGAAUCGAAUCAGAUGCAAUGCUUCGACUCAUCAACAGAGACUUGGAACUGAUGACUGAGCAGGACACAAACUACAAUCGGAAGUUGUCAGUAAGUCACAUUCACUGCCUCCUGACUCCCUCUGACACCGAGGAACCAGACAGAAUCGACCCGAACGAGAAGCGGUUUCAAUCCUCCGACAAAGACCUGAUAUUAAGAACUAACCAAGACCUGAAGACCAGAACAGACCAGACCUCACAGACCUUCGGCAGCCCCUACAGCUCUACCAGGUCCUGUGACGUCACCACGACACCACAUUACAGAUCAUCCUGGCGAGACCCUGAACAUGAUCACACGACACCCUGGGGAGCACCCACCCUGCCCACCCUGCCCACCCUGUCCACCCUGCCCACCACUAGCCAGUUAUAUGGUGGGCACUCAGAUUCUACCCAUAGCCCACCCCAAGGACCCUACAACCCACCCAACGGAUUCCACAACUCACCCCACACAACCCACAGCCCAUGCCAAGGAGCCGAGAGCCCACACACCAAGGCCAGCAGGAACCAGCUGUGUGGUGGGCAAACAGCUGGUCACUCACACGGUAGAGGGUGGGUGGUGGGGGCGUCGUGGGUGGUGUGGGUGCUGCCUCUGUUGCUCCUCCUGCCAACCUUAGUCUUGGCUGACACAGAGAUGCGACCUUCGUUGACCACACCUCGACAAAACCUGACAGUGGCGGCGGGAAGGAGAGCCCGGCUUAUCUGCGUCGUGGAGAACCUGGCUAAUUAUAAGAUAGCCUGGACACACUAUGGCAGCAGUGGUCGAGCAGUGCUUACCGUAGACACACUGGUCAUCACCAAGAACCAGCGGGUGUCUCUACUGAAGGAACGUGGGGGAGCCUCUUGGUCUUUGGUCAUCAACAACGUUACAACCACUGACCUCGGCGAUUAUCUCUGUCAGGUCAACACCGUCCCCCCUGAGAAACUCUACUUUCACAUCUCCGUCGUGGUGCCACCGGUCAUCAUCCACCCGCCAGAGGACGUGACGGUGGCGGAGGGUGACGACGUACUGCUGGAGUGUGACGCAGCAGGUGACCCACAACCUACUCUGACCUGGAGAAGGGAGGAUGGUGCUCCCUUCUCCCUUAACAACUCCCAUGUGGUGGAGGCGGCAGGACCAAGUCUCCAUCUGGUCUCCGUCAACAGAGAUGAUAGCGGAGCCUUUUAUGUGGCCUCCAAUGGCAUCCCCCCAGCAGUCUCCGCCAGGGCUGAGGUCUCCGUGAAGCUAAUCGCUCCAGAGAUGCGUGGAGGGACGGGCGUGGUGUGGGUGGAGGCGUGGGACAGAGCCACCAUGGAGUGCCACUACCGCGCCUGGCCCGCCCCUAACGUCACCUGGACCAAGGACGGCGAUCUCAUUGAAGGCUCACGAGAGACGUGGGUUGGCUGGGGUGAAGGAGCCUCCACCUUACUACUGAAUACUGUUGGACCAGACGACUUCGGCCACUACCGCUGCUUAGUCACUAACAACCCAACUAAUUCAUCCAUGUUGACGCUUGUUGGGUCCACUGCCCCCCAGGAGCUGGGUCCCACAGAUGCUGCCCCCCACCAUGUACAGGAAGCCGCCCCUGCCCACAGAAACCCCGCCCCACCCACUAUGCUACUCCCCGUUUCAAUACAGAUGUCAUCACCAGUAUCAUAA
Messenger RNA from Homarus americanus (American lobster), 3796 nucleotides. RefSeq lists its product as uncharacterized. The coding region runs from base 1451 to 3796 and encodes 781 amino acids. Gene Ontology annotation, cellular component: neuron projection. The transcript has 9 exons. Lineage: Eukaryota; Metazoa; Arthropoda; Malacostraca; Decapoda; Nephropidae. The record is from RefSeq and is a predicted model, not a curated record.